AUGUCAUCGCAUUACACCAACUGUAAGUGCCGAGCUUCCGACGGGCCGGGGGCUUCUGCGCCGGCUGGUGCCGGUGCGGGGGGCUCCGUGGCGGGCGGGGGCUCCUGCGCCGUGGUCACUUCGACGGCCUCCAGCGGUUCUUCGGCGAACGCCGUAUACGAUGGUCCUUGUCCUUCUACUCAGACCGAGACUGUUACUGAUCUUCACCAAAGUCAGACGGAGGCUUUGGCUGCGGCGGAGGGCUUGUCCCCUCCUCCACACUACCAUUCGGAAGGAGUUUCCUUAUAUGGCGCUCCCUGCUUAGCCAAUUCCGAUCAGUCUGGUCACGAAGGAGCCACCACGCCUCGCCCUGUGGGCGGGCCUGCCGAGACCGCUGGUGGUGCGUCGGCGAGCGAUCUGGCGCCGGGGCCGUCGGUUGGCUGGGUGCCUCCUGGGCCGGUGCCGGCGGGAGUGGAUGUCUCCCUUUCGGCGUCUCGAUCUUCCCCAUGUGCCAACGAGGAUGCUGGUCGAUCGUUAAUGGCUAUACGCAUGAUGCGUCAUCAACAGAAGUACAAGACCUUCCUACAAGAAUGCCUCGCCGCACGUUCUCGAGACUACGCUCAGCCAGACCCUGGCCCACCAUCUCCAGAUUUGAGCCGGACAACAACACCAUCUGAUGUCCGAGAAGAUUUAGCGGCCGUAGGUCUUGUUGAUGAUGCACUGAGCUAUAAUAUAAGCCAAGCUCCUUUGGGAAUGGACGAUUUGGAGAUUCUUUACAAGCAUUUUGGAGUGCAGAGGCGACAGCAGCGGAAACAGCAUGGCAAGUCUAAGCGCCCUGUCCACCACGCCAACAACUUGAACCGAAAUGCUAGACGAAGAGAAAGGUUCCGAGAACACCAGCGGCUAUACCGCCUGGGCCAGAGGGUCUUGGCCCAUGAGCUCUUAAUGAAUCAAUUUGAGGACUCCUCGUCCGUCAACCUCGAAGACGUUCACGACCCCUUGUUUUCAUCCGUUUCAAGGCCUGUCCAGGGAACUAUUAACUCGACAACCAAGAUGAAAGUCCCGCUGGGCCCUGUGGUCGAGGCCGAAGUCAUCCGGGUUAUGGACAGCUUGAACGACGGGGUAGCUCGGGGGCUGGACGGGAUCACCGGUCCAGAACUUAAGAAGAUUCCAGCGAGGAUCCUGACGCAUGUGCUGAACAACUUCAUGAAGUUUCAGGACAUCCCGGAAGAUUUAAAGAUGUCAAAGACUGUCUUCAUCCCAAAAGCAGCUACACCAAGAUCCGCUUCAGACCUACGUCCCAUCACAAUGUCAUCGGUGCUCUGUGGAGUGUUCUCGAAGAUCCUGUUGAGUCGUCUGUCUCAAGAGAACACUUUCCACCCGCUGCAAGGCGGGUUUCACGACGACAGAAGUACAAGCACGAAUUUGCUACUGCUUCAGGGCCUGGUGAAGUACUCGAAGAAAAACAAGAAAAGCCUGUACGCUGCAAGCCUAGACGUCAGAAAGGGUUUCGACACCGUCUCCCAUGAGGCAAUCUUCGCCGCUCUGAGAGGAAGAGGAUGUCCAGAAUAUUACAUUACUUUGAUACGGAACCUGUAUAGCCACGCCUCCACUUCCUUUUUCCUGAAUGGGAAGACAGAUGAGCGCCAAGUGUCUACAAGGCAAGGGAUAAAACAGGGUGACCUCCUGACGCCCUUUCUUUUUAAUGUGGUUUCGGAUCCACUGCUUCAAAAGCUCAAUCGCAAGGGAGUUGCCGUCCAGGUGGGAGGUGCUGAGGCCGGAUGCAUGGCCUUCGUGGACGACGUGCUGCUAAUGUCGUCGAGCUUCGACGGCCUUCGGGCCCUCAUACGCGAUGCUGAAGUCUAUCUCGCUAGGGUUCAACUCCAUCUGAACCGGCGAAGACGCAAUAUUGAACUUGGUGUACCAGUAGAAGUUACAGGACGAUUGGGUCUCGCAACCGCCAUCCACGCAGCUAGAAAGGAGCUCAUCAAGAGGAACAUACAGGAUUACAACAACAUGGGACUCUUCUCCCACAUUCAGGAGCUAGUCGGCAUUCAGCCAGCAUGCAAUCAACUCGGCUCUAGGAGUCACUUGUGUCUACCAGCUAGGGAAGGUGGCUUGGGGGUUCUCUGCAUUGCAUGGACUGGUCCCGCUGUGCAGUACAAGGCGCUUGCACGCUUUCAACGACUUGGAGAUGCAUUUGUUAAUGAGAUGUUUGCUUUGGUCCUGAAUGACCAGGUGGCCAAGCUGGCCAGCUAUUUAGGCAUCCCCGAAGGACUCACAUCCAUCCAUGACAUUGGGGUUGCCUUAAAGGAUGCUCGGCGAGCCUGGUGCGAAUCUCUCAAGCGUUCGUACAAUAACAAGGGGCUGUUAACGCAUCAGCGCGACCACUUGGCCAAUAAAUGGCUGGAUCAUCAGAGUCGCUAUUUGAAAGACGGCGACCGCAUAAAAGUCUUACGUUUGAGAACCGAUCUGUACCCCACCAGGUCCCUUUUUAACGAGCACGUUCAGGAUCCUUCGGCAAGAUUGUGCCACCACUGUAGUGACGCCGAGGAGACGCCAUGCCACAUUCUGCAGUAUUGCCAGCGUGUACACGGCUCAAGAGUUGAACGCCACAACUUUAUUGGGAAGCAGGCAGCACGUCUUAUCCAGCAGUACAACUCGGACGCUACGAUAGAGUGUCAAAGAACGUUUACCGUUGCUGGUGCCAGACUCCGGCCCGGCUUGGUGGUGCACUCAGGGAAUGACACCGUUAUAAUAGACGUGGCCAUAGCUUGGGAUUCCUGUGUACGUAACUUGGAAAGAAAAAAGAGAAGGUAUCCAAGUACGCCUCCCUGGUCACGCUAUUCCCUGAUCGGCAAGUCCGGGUUUCGGGUCUGGUGUUCGGUGCUCGUGGCGUCACGUGCCCGUCCUCGCGUGGGUUAUGUGCUGAUUUUCGGCUUACGACUGCAGAUGUGGCCUGGCUCUCGGCUAGAAGCCUUGUAG
Molecule: messenger RNA, 2964 nt
Organism: Ornithodoros turicata
Lineage: Eukaryota; Metazoa; Arthropoda; Arachnida; Ixodida; Argasidae
Exons: 5
Coding region: 1-2964 (987 amino acids)
Source: RefSeq, a predicted model, not a curated record